Messenger RNA from Rhopalosiphum padi (bird cherry-oat aphid), 2557 nucleotides. Its product is annotated as gamma-butyrobetaine dioxygenase-like. The transcript is spliced from 7 exons. NCBI's taxonomy places the organism in Eukaryota, Metazoa, Arthropoda, Insecta, Hemiptera, Aphididae. Gene Ontology annotation, cellular component: mitochondrion. Gene Ontology annotation, molecular function: oxidoreductase activity. The record is from RefSeq and is a predicted model, not a curated record. Gene Ontology annotation, biological process: carnitine biosynthetic process. The coding region runs from base 291 to 1472 and encodes 393 amino acids.
AGGCCCGCGAUGUCCGACGGACGGCGUGCGAACUCGAACACGCCGUUCCGGUUCCGUCCUCGACAGUACAUUAAUAGUACGCAGUCACGCGUCCCGUCUUUCGCGUCGUCCGGUGCGAACCGUUCGUCUUUUCGUCUCGUGGAAACGAAAAAUCCGCAAAACCGCUGCUGGCCGAGUUCGCCGUAGAUCGCGAGUGGUUUCCGAUCGUCGUUUGGCCGGCGAAAAGUGCACCGCACGCGCGCUCGUACACGCUAGCCGCGCAGCCACCGAGCGGAUAUCGGACGGCAAAUAUGAACGGCGGCGGCGGCGGUGUCCGGCGGUGGUCCGCGACCGACUCGUCCGGCGGCAACGGGCGACCCGAAAUUCGGCUGGACGACGGCUGCGGCGGCGGAAGUGGGUACCCUCACGCUUGGCUCAGGAACAACUGCCAGUGUCCGUCGUGCACGUCCGCCGAAUCCGGUUUCCGGAAACAAGUGAUCCGUGAUUUUCGGUUCGGCUCGGCGCCGGCCCGACUUCAAAUUAUAAGCAAUGAUAAGCUUUAUGUGAAAUGGGAUGACAGCCACGAGAGUACUUACGACUUACAAUGGCUACUAGAGAGAAAUUUUAAUGAGGGUCAAGAACGCCACGAAAAUCAGCAAGUCAAAUGGACUGCGGAAUCGUUUUCAGCUAUAUUUCGGUCAUUUAAAUAUGAGGACGUAAUCAAAAGUGAUGAAACUUUGCUACAAUGGUUGGAAACGUUGGCAGUCUAUGGCAUUUCAGUGAUAAAAAGUUGCGGGUUGGAACAUGACCGGGUAAAAGAACUCGCCGGACGCGUUGCUUUUUUGAAGAAGACACAAUACGGGGAAACGUUCAAAGUUGAAGUGAACUCUGAUGCGACCAAUUUAGCAUAUAGAUCAACAUACUUACAGCUACAUACGGACUUGCCAUAUUACGAAUAUACACCGGGGGUUAUUUUGCUGCACUGCAUCGUUCAACCAGAAUCCAGUGGCGGUGAAUCCGAAGUGUCCGACGGUCUGUCGGUGUGCGACCGUCUGAAGGAAUUGGACGUGGACAGCUAUAAGACGUUGUCCACGGUGCCGGUGAGGUGGAUUGAUCGCGGCCACGACGCUGGCUACAGCUUCCAUAACAUUUACGUCUCGCCCGUAAUUUGCGAAGACAGUUAUGGAAAUAUCAAGAGAAUUAAUUUUAGUGAGCAUCACAGAGAUUCGAAAUUUCCUGUAUCAAUAGAUAAAGUACACAUUUGGUAUGAUGCAAUCGAAAAGUUUGUUAAGAUUGCGUACAACGAAAAAAUCAUCAGCACUUUUAAAAUGAAACCGGGGGACAUUUUAACUUUUGACAACCAUCGAGUACUACAUGGAAGAAAAGGAUAUCAAGGCUCCAGAUUAUUAAUUGGUGGUUAUUUGGACUGGGAUUUAAUUAAAUCAAGAACUAGAGUUCUCCAAUCUCAACUGUCAAAUAAAAAUAAUAACUAAUCAUAUGAAUAAUUUAUGAAUAAACAAAUCAAAUAUUUAUAUAAUUCGAUAAUUAUAAACUAUUAACUAUAUUAAAUAAGUUCAAUUAAAUAUGGUAAAAAUUAUAUGUAAUUAUAUAAGUACUCAUUUUAUUAAUUUGCAAUUUUUUUUUAUUUUUUCAUUAGUUUAAUAUUUAACAAACACGUGUAUGUAAGAUUAUUUAAAGUUAUCAAUUAUAACAUUUAAUAAUAUAAAUAUGUAAAUUAAUUACGUACUGGUGAAAUUGCAAAUAAUCAUACUAGUUUUUUUGUAUAUAAUUAAUUCUCUAUUAUUAUUUAAGAUACUUUUUUAUUAUUAAAAAUAAUAAUAUGUUAUGCAUCCUAGAAUUAUACUAUCAAAAAUAAUGCGUUUUGACUAUUUGUGUUAUAAUAAUAUGAGCUCUUAAACUCAACAUAAUUCUAUAAUAAAACCAGAUUUUACGAAUAAUAUAUGAGAUACAUAAAGUGUCCAGGCAUCCUCUUUCAUACAGAAAAGUUCCGUAAUUUAAAUAUCUAUUUUUGUGUCCCGAUAAAAUCUUUCGGUACGCUAAUUAUUGUUUUCUUUUUAUUAAAAUAUAAUAAAAUACACAUAUACUUAGAAAAGAUACAUUAAGAAAAUGUCAACUGAAAUAUUAGACGUCAAAAAAACACAUCAACUAAAAAUAUUUUUUUAUUAUUAUUUGCAAUGUUUUAUUUUUGUUUUAACACCCGAAUUAUAUGAUAUAAAUAUUGUUUAAAUGUUUUUUUUAUUCAUUAAACUAUUAAAGGAUGAAAUGCUAUUUUAUUAAAAAAAAAUGAUUUAUUUUAGUAAACAUAAAAAAUAAAUCCCGUAUUAAUGUAUUUUAUAUCUGCAGGUCACCUUUGUAUACAUAAUAUAUCUAAUAAUUUACCACAAAUUAAUUUAUUUUUUAUAAUAUCAAAGCAAAACUCAAGAAUGAAUAUUAUUUAUAAUGUAUACUAUAUUACACAGUAUAGUGAGUAUUGUAACCAGAAAAACAUAAAUUUUAUUUUAUGUUAAAUCUAACAAAAUCUCAUAACAACAUGCAAUUAUAUUCAAUUAUCUUAAUA